GAGAUAUAUAUAUAUAUAUUUAAAUCCUACAUAAUUUAUAUUUGCUGUGCUCUUCAAUCAGUUUAUUUUAUUUGAAUUCAGUUCAGUUAUAGGAAAAUGCACUCGUUUUUUAAAGCAGGAAAAUUAGACUCGUAUUCGGUUGCCGGUACUAAUGAAGAACUGACAGCCGAGAAACGUAAAGGACAUUCUGUGCCUUGGGUGGAAAAAUACCGGCCAAAGUGUGUCGACGAUGUAGUGGAGCAGGGUGAAGUAGUAGCUGUAUUAAGGGAAUGUUUGUCUACAGCAGACUUACCCAAUCUGCUCUUAUAUGGGCCUCCAGGUACCGGUAAAACGAGUACUAUUUUGGCUGCCGCUCGUCAGUUGUUUGGAGAUUUGUUUAAAGAACGUAUCCUUGAGUUGAAUGCUUCAGACGACCGGGGCAUUGCGGUCAUAAGAAACAAAGUUAAAACGUUUGCGCAGCUUACUGCUAGCGGAACAAGAAGCGAUGGAAAACUAUGUCCACCGUUUAAAAUUGUAAUUUUAGACGAGGCUGAUGCAAUGACACACGCAGCACAGGCAGCUUUGCGUAGAACAAUGGAAAAAGAAACAAAAACUACCCGAUUUUGCUUAGUGUGCAAUUAUGUGUCAAGAAUAAUCGAACCAAUUACUUCACGUUGCACUAAGUUUCGCUUUAAACCUCUAGGAGAUGAUAAAAUAAUCGAGCGACUCCAAUCCAUUUGUGAACAAGAAAAUGUCAUUGUUGAUGAACAAGUUUACAGACACAUUGUCGACAUAUCUGGUGGGGACUUACGGAGAGCAAUCACCACAUUACAAUCUUGCCAUCGACUUAAAGGAAAGGAGGCCAAAAUCGAGUAUGCAGAUAUUUUGGAAAUGUCUGGUGUUGUGCCUCGUAAAUAUCUGGAAGAUUUCAUUUCCGUUUGUAAAACUGCCAACUAUAACAAGCUAGAAGAUUAUGUAAAGAAUUUGAUCCACGAUGCGUAUAGCGUUGGCCAGUUGUUCGAACAAUUAUCCGAUUUUGUGGUUACUCACAAUGGACUUGGGGAUAAACAAAAAAGCAUUAUAUGUGACAAACUAGGGGAUUGCUGUUUUCGGUUACUGGGAGGUGGUUCCGAGUACAUACAAAUUAUGGACCUUGGAUGUGUAACCAUUCAAGCACUUCAAAUGGUUUAGAUUGUCAAUACUUCUCAAAUAAAUUAUAUAAAUAAAAACAUCCCCAGGGUAAAAACACAGCACCCAAGAAUGGUGGUGUUUGAUAUAAGAAAAGUCGCCUGUACAACCAGGCAAAACAUGGAAAUUUCGCAGCUGGUUGUGUUUUGUGUUUUGUCUCAUUGUGAUGGCUCUUGCCAAAGUAACUAUUAUCGUGUGCAGGGAUGGAAAAAAAUCGCUUCUAGCGAUCAAGAUCAUAGAAGCGAUCAGAUUCAGAUUUAUUGACAUCACUACUUGUAAGCGACAAACACUUUGACGCGAUCUGUACAGAUUAUGACAAACCUUGUGUCAGAUUGUUCAUUGCAUGAUUACGUUACGUUGAGAAAUAUAACAGAUACAGACGAUUAGUUGUGUACAUUAUAUGAAUCACAAUACAAACAACAUGUGUGACCUUUUUUCUCGCAGCUAGGUAAGAUGUAACACCGUGAUCGACUGCUGACAUUGUUUAAAGAACAAAAUCUUAUUAUCAACGUUAAAGAUUCACUGUUAUGAUCUGUACGGAUCGUGAUCUGUGCGUGUGGCGAUAACUCACAGAUUUGAUCAAAAUCACUGAUCUUCCAUCGUGUGUCUGUAUA
Sabethes cyaneus is the source of this 1781-nucleotide messenger RNA. Its product is annotated as replication factor C subunit 4. Gene Ontology annotation, biological process: DNA-templated DNA replication; DNA repair. The transcript has 3 exons. Gene Ontology annotation, molecular function: ATP binding; ATP hydrolysis activity; DNA binding. The record is from RefSeq and is a predicted model, not a curated record. Gene Ontology annotation, cellular component: nucleus; DNA replication factor C complex. NCBI's taxonomy places the organism in Eukaryota, Metazoa, Arthropoda, Insecta, Diptera, Culicidae. Bases 97 to 1170 code for a protein of 357 amino acids.